Molecule: messenger RNA, 1077 nt
Organism: Loxodonta africana (African savanna elephant)
Lineage: Eukaryota; Metazoa; Chordata; Mammalia; Proboscidea; Elephantidae
Product: metalloprotease TIKI2-like
Exons: 6
Coding region: 313-1077 (254 amino acids)
Biological process (GO): negative regulation of Wnt signaling pathway
Cellular component (GO): plasma membrane; organelle membrane
Molecular function (GO): Wnt-protein binding; metalloendopeptidase activity
Source: RefSeq, a predicted model, not a curated record
CUGACAAAAUGAGUCUGUGCUCAUUCUAGAACAUACCUUAAGCACAGGAAAACAAAGGAGUCAAAGAAAAUACUCACCUAUCAUUCCAAAAUUCAGACACAACAAGGUCUCUCAUUUCACCGCAUUGUUAGAUAAGAUGUGAGACUCAGAACUGGAGCGGGCCUUAAUGGGCAAAGGGCUGGAGCUGAGAAGGGCUAACAUGCUCAGAGAGCAGUGAGUGAGGAGCAGGAAGUGUGGACACGCUCAGGCUGAGCCAGCUAGGCUGGACACCACAUACCUUCUCUGUUUCAGCGCCUGUUGCCUGAAGUCCAGAUGGAGGAGAGUCGGCCUCGAGGCCAGCCAGGGACCCUAGCACAGCCCUUACCCCUCUGUCCUUCCUCUGCCCAGGUGCUGUUUGCCUUGAACCAGACACUGCUGCAGCAUGAGAGCGUGCGGGCUGGGAGCCUACAGGCGCCCUACACCACCGAGGACCUCAUCAAGCACUACAACUGUGGGGACCUCAACGCUGUCAUCUUCAACCAUGACACGUCCCAGCUGCCCAACUUUAUCAACACCACACUUCCGCCACACGAGCAGGUGACAGCCCAGGAAAUCGACAGCUACUUCCGCCAGGAGCUGAUCUACAAGAGGAAUGAGCGGAUGGGGAAGAGGGUCAUGGCCCUUCUUCAGGAGAAUGAAGACAAGAUCUGCUUCUUUGCCUUCGGAGCAGGUCACUUUCUGGGGAACAACACUGUCAUCGACGUGCUGCGGCAGGCAGGGCUGGAGGUGGAGCACACGCCAGCGGGGCAGGCCAUCCACAGGGUGCAUCGUCAGCUCAGAUGUAUGGGGAGAGUUGUGAAGAAGCCUCUGAAGGCUCUCAGCCUGAGUCUCCGAGUGCAUGCUGAGAUCCUGCCCAUAAGCCGGCGGGAAAGAGAAGCCCCUCACCCCUGGCUCAGCAUGGGUGUGCAGUGGAAGGACCAGCUACAUGCUGUCUUGGGUGCCAACCUUACCUUGCAAGCCACCUGCUCAGACACAAUUUCUGAAACCAUUUCCAACCUCAUCCCAGUGCCAGAUGUCUACAAAAGGAAGUCCGACUGA